Klebsormidium nitens is the source of this 1137-nucleotide messenger RNA. The record is from the annotation of a GenBank genome assembly. NCBI's taxonomy places the organism in Eukaryota, Viridiplantae, Streptophyta, Klebsormidiophyceae, Klebsormidiales, Klebsormidiaceae.
AUGGUGCUGUCACUGCGCCUUCUAAAGGCGUGUUCCCGCUCUGACUCAAAGACCCCCUAUGCUGCCGCCUUGGCUUCUUUCGCUGUAGCAACUCUCGCCCUUCUGGCCGCUAUCCUCUUGCUGCAGAAUGACUUGGGGUGGGGUCUUCCCACUGUCCUGAUCCUCAACCCGGGGCCAAACCUGUGCACCUGUCAAGAGGCCAAGGCUGAGCUCCCAAUCUUGGAGAGCGGGGUGGGAGUCCAAACCUUGGCUUCUGAAGUCCAAAAAGUGCACCCGGCGCUGCAACCGCUGCUGGAGUCGCCCCCAUGGAACUCCUCCCUAGUGAUCGUUCCAGCUGUCUAUCACGACUGGGAUGCAGGCUGGCCAGAAUGGACGGAGGAAUUCGCUGUGCACGUGUAUCAGAGGACCAAUGCCUCGGCGCCCAACUACUGCGAGAACCGGGCGUUUGAGUCGGCCGUGUAUCUCAAGUUCAUCGUGGAUUACUACCAUAACCUGCCGGACCUGACAGCAUUUGUGCAUUCAGACCCACCAUCUCAUCGCCGCGACAUCUUCACGUGGCUCCGCUGCCUGCGCCCCAACUCGACGUACUCCGCCCUCAACGUUCAUUGGCUGAAUCACUGGCACGUGGACCGACCGCUCGAGAUUCUGGGCAAGUCCAAGUUCCCCACGGGGGCUUGCCAAGUCCCACGCAUUGAGGCGUGCUUCCGGAGAUUUGCCGCGAUCUUCGGGAAGGACCUGUCGGCGGAGCCGGGGGGGAAAGUCGAGCCCAGUUUCUACGCAAGCAACCAGUUCGUCAUCAGCCGCGACGUCAUCCUGCGUCACCCGUUGAGGGUAUACCAAGAAGCGUAUAAGUUGAUUGGGUUGGAGGAUCGGUGCGUGGAGGGCCCGAUCGAUCCGCGGGAGAACUGGGCGUUGGGGAAAGGAAAUUAUUGCUUGCAAGAGCCGCCGCGGGAGUGGCUCGAGGAGGGGUUCGAGAGCAAGAUCGUGCAGGCGAUGACGAUGGAGUAUCUCAAUCAUUACGUGUUCGAGGUCGAGGAGCUAGACGGGAAGCCGUAUACGGAUGAGCACUACUGCAAACAGUUUCUGAGCUCGGAGCAAUGCCCCGGGAGCCCAUGCGAGCAAAAAGCGCGCGCGUAG